AAAACGUUUGGCGGUGUGCUGAGCUCGAACGAGCGAGUGAAUCCCCUCUUCCACAACUGGAACCUCGUGAGACUCAUAAAACGUUUGGCGGUGUACUGAGCUCGAACGAGCGAGUGAACCCCCUCUUCCACAACUGGAACCUUGUGCGACUCAUCUACUGUGACGGGGGCGGUUAUGCCGGCACAAGAGGGUGGAUCAACCUUACUGACACAAGGGGCUACCCUCAUCCGAGCGCCGCUGGCACCUUGCCGCAAUCAGUGAGGGUCGCCCCGGCAACGAAUGUGAGCUUGGAGGCGGAUGGGUCAACGGAGUCAAUGAGGUCAACGGGGUCAACCGGGUCAACGGGGUCAACGGGGCAAAACUUGCUGCUGAAUCAUCAUUCGGCCAUCUACCUGGACGGGUGGAACAUCAUUCGGGCUGUGCUGCAAGACCUCCAGCUACAGCGUAGCUUUGGCUCUGCCUCGCAAAUUUUGCUUUCGGGCAGCUCGGCCGGCGGGCAGGCCGCGGCAAACCUCUGUGAUUGGCUGGCCUCUUUGUUUCCGUCCGCAUCCACCCGGUGCCUUGUAGAUGCUGGCUUCUUCCUGGACACAAGGGAUCGCUUUUCAAGGCGCACCUUCCGUGCUUUGGCGCAGAAGUUGACAUCGCUGCAUCGUCCAGUCAACCCGACCUGGUCCUAUG
Messenger RNA from Closterium sp. Yama58-4, 678 nucleotides. NCBI's taxonomy places the organism in Eukaryota, Viridiplantae, Streptophyta, Zygnematophyceae, Desmidiales, Closteriaceae. The record is from the annotation of a GenBank genome assembly.